Mya arenaria is the source of this 4163-nucleotide messenger RNA. Its product is annotated as protein Jade-3-like. The coding region runs from base 161 to 3250 and encodes 1029 amino acids. The record is from RefSeq and is a predicted model, not a curated record. Gene Ontology annotation, biological process: regulation of transcription by RNA polymerase II. The transcript is spliced from 15 exons. Lineage: Eukaryota; Metazoa; Mollusca; Bivalvia; Myida; Myidae.
CGAGAUGUCAAUAUAUCGCCAUUUUGGAAAUAUCAUGGCGCCAACAUAUUUUUAUCGUUCCAAAUAUUUCCCGAGGAUUGCAUAAUUAAACACUAAUCGUAAAAGAAUAACAGCGACAUAUCUUGUUGGUUUAAAGGUUAACAGUAAAACACAGUUCAAAAUGCCACAGUCGAAAAGCAAAAGAUCAAAUGAAGAAAGUCCAGAGCGCAGAUCAAAGCGAAAGCGUGGCAAUGAAGAGGAGGAUGAGGAAGAUCGGGAGAAGGAACCGGUGGCCAGUAAAGCGUCAAGCAGCAAGAAGGCGGCCGGCUAUGGUGGGGCUGGUGCAGGUGGUACCCAUAAACCAGCUGAGCUGUUCCGGAAGGAUCUGAUCAGUGCAAUGAAGCUUGCUGACUCGGAGCAGUUGAACGCGGAAGACUAUCUGCUGAUAGCGGACACGUGGAGACAGGAGUGGGAACGAGGUGUGCAGGUUCCCGUCAACGCCACAGCCAUUCUACCAGUUGUUAAACAGGAAGUCACAGAUAAACCUAAAAGUACAGGUGACUUCAAGAUGCCGAAAAAGUUUCUUCAUGCCCUGAAAGAUGAGACGUACCAGUUAGGCCAGCAUGAGUUAACAGGGAUGUCACAGCUGUCCGAGCAGGUGGUCCGAUAUGACCUGGAUGAUCUGGAUGUUGCCUGGCUUCAACUGCUAAAUGAACAGCGGGUUGAGUGUGGUGAUGCAGAGAUCUUGGAGUGGACGAUGGAGCGUGUGAUUGAGGCCCUGGAAGCUCAGUGUCAUGAAAACAUGGACACAAAAAAGAAGACAGAGGAAGGCCUCGGCAUUGAGUAUGAUGAGGAUAUUGUCUGUGAAAUAUGCCAGUCUCCGGAGAGUGAAGAUACGAAUGAGAUGGUGUUUUGUGAUGGCUGUGAUAUUUGUGUGCAUCAGGCGUGUUACGGUAUCCAGACAGUCCCUGAAGGCAGCUGGCUGUGUCGGACAUGUGCCCUCGGUAUCAAACCUACAUGCAUACUCUGUCCUAAAGUGGGCGGGGCCAUGAAAUCCACGAGGAGUGGAACCAAGUGGGCGCAUGUGAGUUGUGCCAUCUGGAUCCCGGAGGUGACGAUCGGCUGUGUGGAGAAGAUGGAGCCAAUAACAAAAAUCUCCAUGAUUCCAGCAAGUCGUUGGUCAUUGGUCUGCUGUGUGUGUAAGGAACGAUGCGGGGCAUGUAUACAGUGUUCAGUAAAGGCCUGUAAGACUGCCUUCCAUGUGACCUGCGCCAUCGAUGACAAACUGGAAAUGAAAACCGUAUUGGUCCAGGAGAAAAAUACAGAAGAUGUGAAACUCAAGGCAUAUUGUCCAAAACACAGCAAGAAGCGAGAUCGACACGGCUCAGAAUCUGAACCAGACUCCCCAAGGAAGUCGGUGAAUGGGUCUCCGUUGAAGGAAUGUCACAUGACAGAGGAAGAGAAGGCAACACUAAGAGCUGAAAGGCUGGAGAGACUAGAGGAUGAGUUUUACAUGCUGGUCAGUUUCCCCGAGGUGGCCCGGCUGCUCGAUCUCAGCGAGGAGGCAGUCAACCUCAUCUACGUCUACUGGAAAUUAAAGAGAAGGACUCAGUUUAACCGCGCCCUGCUCACCCCAAAGACAGAGGAGGCGGACCUGCUGGAGAAGCAGCAGGAAGACAGCCUUGUGGCUCGCAUGAAGAUGUUUGUACAUCUCAGACAGGACCUAGAAAGGGUCAGGAACCUGUCAUACAUGAUCAGUAGGCGAGAAAAGAUGAAACGCCAGUUCAAUGCUGCAAGAGAAAGUGUUUUUUAUGCUGCUCUAGAAGUGUUGACUGAUAAAACUCUCAACCUUCCAACUCGGGAAGUGGAGAAAAUUGUGAGAACUUACAAAGAUAUACCUCCUCCUUACGCACCUUUAAGUAGUACAGUAAAGGCUGCUUCAUCCAGCGCAAGACGACCCAGUCAGGCAUUAAGGGCAUCUGUGGAUGUUGAGGAAUCCAUGGACAUCAAGCAGGACUCUGAGACAGAAAGUGUUUCCAUGGUGACUGUGAAGCCAAGAUCUGCUCGAGUAAAGCAAAGGAGAAGAAAGUCAGUAGACAGUCAAAGCAAGUCUGAUGAUCUCAAUAGUGCCAACGUUAAAACUGAAAAGGUUGAGAGAAGUGAAGGAAGCGAAUGUGAUGGUGUUGCUAUAGAUAUGGAUGAUACUUUAGUAAAUGAUCCCCUUUCCAAUGAAGCGGAAAAUGUGACUAGUGUGCAAUCUUCUGGUGAAAUAAGGAAAGAGGUUAGAAAAAGUGUUGGUAGGCCAAGAAAGCAACCAAAACCGGGUGAAGUUACUAAUACUGAAUCAGAUAAAAAGGCAGCUACAACUGACUCAGAUAUAAAGACAGUUACUAAAAAGACUCGUAAUAAGUCUGGACUACCUGAUUCUGUUGACCAAGAAUCCUUAGACAAGCCAGAGAAAGUAGAACUGGUUAAUGUUAAAGAUGAAGAGGACGUUGAGUCAAAGACGACAUCAUUAAAGAGAGAAAGAAGGGCAUCAGCGGUACAACUUACAGAAAAAGAAAAGGAAGACCUGGCAGAAAGGUUUCCAAGCUCAAAGAAUGUUUCAGACCGUGUAAAAGCUGAGUUGACUGGUUAUUUGAAAAAUAAUAAGCUAGUGGUCAACAACAGAUUAAGACAAAAAGUGCAAUCUGCUUUGUUAAAUGGCAAAAGGAGAAACAGAUUAGGAAAUGGGAUUAUUGUUGACCAUUCACAGAGCAAACUGGACUCGUUCUUUGUAAAAUCCCCGCCUUCCUGUGAUCCUGACUCUUACAAAAGUCCAGGCAAAAAUGUAUCCCGAGUGCUCAAUGAACUUUCACCGACUAGAGAUAUACUAGAGGCUAAUAAUAUAGAGAGAACCAAUCUUUUACGAGGUGGGAUGAAAUCGACUGAAUGUCAGACUCCUCAAAAUGGAAAUACAUCAAAUAGACAAUCUCCAGCAUUAUCAGAGAAGAGCUUUGAUGGUUUAUCAUUAGGUUCAUCUUCUGCAAGAAGCAGACAGCGAGUGGACAGUGUUGGGGCAGCCAGUGUGAAAGAUGGAGAUUCCCGUAGACUAACUAAAAGCCGCGAAUCAACUCCUGACAGUGUAGCGAGUAGUGUUAGAAGUUUUAGUAGCUACAAACGAAAGACUCAGGAGGAGGCAAGAACAAGGACUCGGUCUAACACUUCCAUAGGGAAAGAUUCAGAUUCUGAGGCAGAAAAUUUCUAUGACAGUAAAAGAGUGAAAAGAUAAUAUUUAUUUAUUUGUUAAAAACUUGUGCAGCUCAGCCCAAUUUCUCGAAAAUUUUUAAGGCGUGACAAGAUUUAAGUAUCUUAUUUCAUUUCACUAAAUAACUGACUUAAACUUAAUUUUACGAAGGUAAACAUGGCUUACGCUCUUACGGUGAUAAUCGCUAGAUAAAUCCUGUUAAAAGUCAUAAAAAAAGAAUGAGAAUAUUUCACAAAUUUUUCCAAACAGAAAUAGUGUGCUUCAGAGCUUGAUCCUGUUAUAAGGGACUUAAGAUGUUUCGAGAAAUUUGGGCCAGGGGUGGUAUUUAUAAAUAUUCUUAAGUCAUUUCUUAACUGAAAGUGACUCCUUCAAAGUCAAAUCCAAAGGAAUACAUGUAUAAGUGUUUUUACAUUAAAGUAUGUUUGUUUUUUUCAAGAUAUUAUAUUAGUAUCUCUUUAGUUUUAUGAAAUAAAAACUUCAGAAUUUCCAAAAUUCAUUAUUUGCAUUGACCUUCUUGAAAAAAAACAUACCUUAAUAUUAAAAACACUUAUACAUUCCUUUGGAUUUGACUUUGGAAGUUUUAAGAUAUUGAGUUAGGAAAUGACGUACCCAUGCUUCAUGAAUACAGCCCCAGACCUCGUUAACUUAACACUUUAUGAUACUUCCAAGUACCAGGUACACUUUAUAUAGCCAUUGUUAUUUGUUGAAUAGAUGCCUUCAUACAAGUCCCAACUAGAGGCACAAAGCACCAUCAGGGCCAAUUGCUACAAACAGUCUUAAGUCUGAACCCAAACUCAACACUCAAAACACCAUCUGCAUCUUGAUGUAACUUUCCGUCUAGCAAAGCAUUGGUGGUGAACUUGGCUGAAUUAUAUUAAUUUGGAAGUUUUGCCAAUUUUUACAUAUAUUUGGUAAAAUAAAUGGAAUAAAGAUGAUA